This is a messenger RNA of Panthera uncia (snow leopard), 3871 nucleotides long. It is a transcript of the gene PAK6, whose product is annotated as p21 (RAC1) activated kinase 6. Gene Ontology annotation, biological process: intracellular signal transduction; protein phosphorylation; regulation of MAPK cascade. NCBI's taxonomy places the organism in Eukaryota, Metazoa, Chordata, Mammalia, Carnivora, Felidae. The transcript is spliced from 8 exons. Gene Ontology annotation, cellular component: cytoplasm. Gene Ontology annotation, molecular function: protein serine/threonine kinase activity; ATP binding. The record is from RefSeq and is a predicted model, not a curated record. The coding region runs from base 400 to 2493 and encodes 697 amino acids.
UUCUUACCUGGUUUAAGAGUCAAGGUUGUACGUACAUGUUUCAUAAAAUGCAUUUACCUGCUUUCUUCCCUCUUUCCCCUCUUUAAAUUAUUUGACAGUGGAAUGAUAUUUGUAAUGGGCUUUGGAUCUUAGAAAAACACACCCCCAGAGUCUGCCUGCUCGGCAGGAGACUUGGCACAGACAGGCAGAGAGACAGACACCUCUUUCCCUUGUUUGUAGUCUGUGUUGGCUUAUUUCUGGCACUUUUGUUGUUUCUGGGACUGCUUUGCUGGGAGCUGGCCAUUUCCCUGAGGAAGUAGGGCUGAGAGGUGAGGGAAGCCCUGGGCUGGGGGAGGGAGCACUGAGAGAGGGGUGGGGGUGGGGGUAGCACCCACCUAUGCUUCCCUGGACCAGGCUCCCAUGAAGCCCCUUGCUGGAGCUCAGCCUGACCCUACCCACACAGGCACCAUGUUCCGAAAGAAAAAGAAGAAACGCCCUGAGAUCUCAGCCCCACAGAACUUCCAGCACCGUGUCCACACCUCCUUUGAUCCCAAAGAAGGCAAGUUUGUGGGCCUCCCACCACAAUGGCAGAACAUCCUGGACACACUUCGGCGACCCAAGCCUGUGGUGGACCCUUCUCGAAUUACUCGUGUGCAGCUCCAGCCCAUGAAGACAGUGGUGCGGGGCAGCUCGGUGCCCAUGGACGGCUACAUAUCAGGGCUGCUCAACGACAUCCAGAAGUUGUCGGUCAUCAGCUCCAACACCCUGCGUGGCCGCAGCCCCACCAGCCGGCGGCGGGCACAGUCCCUAGGGCUGCUGGGGGAUGAACACUGGGCCGCUGACCCGGACAUGUACCUGCAGAGCCCCCAGUCUGAGCGCACUGACCCCCAUGGCCUCUACCUCAGCUGCAACGGGGGCACACCAGCAGGCCGCAGGCAGAUGCCGUGGCCGGAGCCACAGAGCCCAAGAGUCCUACCCAACGGGCUGGCCACCAAGGCACAGUCGCUAGGCCCCACCGAGUUCCAGGGUGCCACACAGCGCUGCCUGCAGUUGGGUGCCUGCCUACAGAGCUCCCCACCCGGCGCCUCACCCCCCGCAGCCACUGGUAGGCGUGGGACCAAGGUUGCCAGACAUGGUUCUGAGGAGGCCCGGCCACAGUCCUGCCUGGUGGGCUCGGCGACUGGCAGGCCAGGCGGGGAGGGCAGCCCCAGCCCUAAGACCCAGGAGAGCAGCCUUAAGCGCAGGCUGUUCCGAAGCAUGUUCCUGUCUACUCCUGCCACAGCCCCUGCGAGCAGCAGCAAGCCAGGCCCUCCCUCUCAGAGCAAGCCCACCUCCUCUUUUCGACCGCUGCAGAAAGAACCCACCCAAAGCCUGGUGGCCAAGGCCCAGUCCUUGCCCUCAGACCAGCCCAUGGGGACCUUCAGCCCUCUGACCACCUCGGAUACCAGCAGCCCCCAGAAGUCCCUCCGCAUAGCCCAAGCUGCUGGCCCACCCCCAGGCCGGUCUUCCCCCGCGGGCUCCCCACGCACCAGGCAAGCCCAGAUCAGCACCAGCAACUUGUACCUGCCCCAGGACCCCACGGUGGCCAAGGGUGCCCUGGCUGGCGAGGACACGGGUGUUGUGACACACGAGCAGUUCAAGGCUGCGCUCAGGAUGGUGGUGGACCAGGGUGACCCCCGGAUGCUGCUGGACAGCUACGUGAAGAUCGGCGAGGGCUCCACAGGCAUCGUCUGCCUGGCCCGGGAGAAGCAUUCAGGCCGCCAGGUGGCCGUCAAGAUGAUGGACCUCAGGAAGCAGCAGCGCAGGGAGCUGCUCUUUAAUGAGGUGGUGAUCAUGCGAGACUACCAGCACCUCAACGUGGUGGAGAUGUACAAGAGCUACCUGGUGGGCGAGGAGCUGUGGGUGCUUAUGGAGUUCCUGCAGGGCGGCGCCCUCACGGACAUCGUCUCCCAAGUCAGGCUGAACGAGGAGCAGAUCGCCACUGUGUGUGAGGCCGUGCUGCAGGCCCUGGCUUACCUGCAUGCCCAAGGUGUCAUCCACCGGGACAUCAAGAGUGACUCCAUCCUCCUGACCCUGGAUGGCAGGGUGAAACUCUCUGACUUCGGAUUCUGUGCUCAGAUCAGCAAAGACGUCCCUAAGAGGAAGUCCCUGGUAGGCACCCCUUACUGGAUGGCUCCUGAAGUGAUCUCCAGGUCUCUGUACGCGACUGAGGUGGAUAUCUGGUCUCUGGGCAUCAUGGUGAUUGAGAUGGUGGACGGGGAGCCACCCUACUUCAGCGACUCCCCAGUGCAAGCCAUGAAGAGGCUCCGGGACAGCCCCCCACCCAGGCUGAAAAAUUCUCACAAGGUCUCCCCAGUGCUUCGAGACUUCCUGGAACGGAUGCUGGUGCGGGACCCCCAGGAGAGAGCCACGGCUCAGGAGCUCCUGGACCACCCUUUCCUGCUGCAGACAGGGCUGCCCGAGUGCCUGGUGCCCCUGAUCCAGCUCUACCGCAAGCAGACCUCCACCUGCUGAGCCCGGGGACACUGGGCAGCCAGCCUGCCGGCGGGGCCUGCCUGCCUCAUUCUCUCAGUAUUCUCUCCAAAGAUCGAAUGUGAAACCCCACCCACACCCUUCUGCCCCUCAGCCCACUGGGCCAGGCCGGACCUGCCCCUCGGUCUCUCUCCCUCCCAAGAGAGUCCCCAGUUGCCUUUGGGAUGGUGGAGACCCCCUUCUACAGAAUGACCCUCUGUUAUUUGCACAGGGAUAUUUCUAAGAAACGUGGAGACCCGCACUCCUGGCCACGUGGCCAACACAGCAGAAAAAGCUGCUGCGGUUUUUUAAAGGUAGUUGUACAUUAGCAUCCCAGGCCACCGAGAGGGCAGACUGCCUGUCUUCGCCAGGAUACUUGCUGUUCUCAGCUCCAGCUCUAAACCCUGGGGUCUCAAGAGGGCCACAGGGAAGGUUUCUAUUGCCUGAAGCCGUCUUCCUCCUUUACGUCUGACUUCCUGAAGGUACGGUCCAACCUGCACCUGUUUCCCGACCCACCUGCACUGACACCACUCUCCCUGCACAGCCUGCUCCAAACUGUGAACAGCCUGCUCUCUGGCCAGGGGUGGAGGAAGGGCAUUUGUCUGGGUAAAAGAGAAAGAAUGCGGUUGGUGGUAAACAUAAUCUCACUUUACAGGAUGGAGAGAACAUUGUGUGUGUGUGUGUGUGUGUGUGUGUGUGUGUGUGAAGUGGAGGACAGUCACCCUGACAGCCUGGCUCCCUUCAGGUCACUCACAGGUCACCAACUUCAGUAAGGCUUCCCAUCCUUUCUGCCACUAAACUCUACCAGGAAGGGACCUGCUUUCUUGGCCUGGCUUCUCACCUCCUAAGUCCCAUGUUUCUACCUGAACAGUGAAGAGAGCUGAUGCAUCCCAGGGGCUUCGCAGAUUUCCAGGUGUCUCCUGUACUGUGGAGUCUGAGAGCCAGAGAUGGGAAUGGUAAAGGAACAAACUUUGUUUUGCCUGUGAGCUUUGUCUCAAUAACCAGGUCAUCAAGGACCCAUUAUUUUCAAAAAUCUUGGUCUGAGGGAGAUGAACCACCCCCUGGGGCUCCAUCCUGUCAAGAAAAUGGACACCCCCUUUGUGCAAACCAUCUGCCCUAGCUGCCUCUUCAGACACCUGUCUCUUUGUCCCCCUUCCCUCCCCACCUUCAGGGAUGUUGUGAGUCAGGGAAUCCAGGGAAGAACUCCAGGUGUCAGGAUCCUAUCUAGAUAAUAUUUUUAGAUUCCUCUGCUCCCUAGUGGCCUGCUUUGGGCCCCCCCCCCCAAAAAAAAAACUUGCAAGGACUUUUUUAAGGGUCAGAGUUUUAAAAACAAAAGCAUCUUCCCUAGAAACUUUUGUGAAUUGUUUGCACUUGUGCCUGU